AGUAUUUCCGCGGAUAUUGGGUAUUUAACGCCCAGUGUCCCCAGUAAGUUUAAGUUUUUGCUGAAUCUACCUUCAAGAAAUAUCCAUCCAAUUUUAUUUUCUUAAAUUUUUUUUCGUGAUUCUUUUUAAUCUUUUAAGAUGUCUAACUGGGGUUAUUCUUCUUCAAAUGGACCUGAAACUUGGGCUGAAAGUUAUCCAACAGCAGCAGGACCUAGACAAAGCCCCGUGGAUAUUAAAGCGGUUAAUUUUGAAGUUAUGAAAAAAUUAGAUUGGAAAUAUAAUCCUAAAAAUACUAUUGAUAUUUGUAAUACUGGUUAUGGAUGGAAGGUACAUGUUGAUGGAAAAGGGUCCGAAUUAAUUGGAGGACCAUUACAAGGAAAAUACAUUUUAGAACAAUAUCAUUGUCAUUGGGGUGCAACAAGUGAAAAAGGAUCAGAACAUACAGUUGAUGGAAUAUCUUAUGCAGCUGAGCUUCAUUUCGUACAUUGGAACGCUGAAAAAUAUCAAUCGUUUGAGGAAGCAGCUCAACAACCUGACGGAUUAUGUGUUUUGGGCGUUUUUUUGAAAUCUGGUAGACAACACGAUGAAGUAGAAAAAAUUGUGUCUUACUUAUCUAAUAUAGAGUAUAAAAGCGAGCAUAAAAAAAUAAACGAGGCAAUUGAUCCAAACCAAAUGCUACCUCAAAACAGUAGCUAUUGGACUUAUUUGGGAUCUUUAACAACUCCUCCGUGCUCUGAAUGUGUAAUUUGGAUUGUUUUUAAAGAACCUAUUGAAGUAUCAGAGAAACAGUUGGAAGCCUUCAGAUCUUUAAAAUCUUAUUGUUGCGAAGAGGGUUGUCCUUGCGACGAUUUUUCAGGUUUCGUAAAAACCAAUUUUCGCCCAACGCUUCCAUUGGGCCAAAGACAAAUUAAAGAGUGUCCAAAUUGUUAAUUUUUUCCACAUGUAGCUGGUGCAAAGCAUUUUAAUUAUGAAGUACAAAUAUCAAUAACACGUCCAUACAUUCUCACAUUGUUAUACGUUAGCACGUUUUAUUGCAAUAAUAUUAAUUCAAUGGAUCUGUAUUGAUAUAAUUAGAUUUUAUAUUAUACGCAUAAAUAUACAACGACACGUGGAAUUGUGUUACUCAGGUGCUAAUAUGCAAGUAUUGUAAUAUUUUAUUCUUCGAAAUAUAAUAAUGUAUUUAGCAAUUAUUAACCAGUACGUAAUAAAAAUACUAGUCAAUA
Messenger RNA from Onthophagus taurus, 1223 nucleotides. RefSeq names its product carbonic anhydrase 1. Lineage: Eukaryota; Metazoa; Arthropoda; Insecta; Coleoptera; Scarabaeidae. Gene Ontology annotation, molecular function: carbonate dehydratase activity; zinc ion binding. The record is from RefSeq and is a predicted model, not a curated record. Gene Ontology annotation, cellular component: cytoplasm.